Acanthosepion pharaonis is the source of this 777-nucleotide messenger RNA. Lineage: Eukaryota; Metazoa; Mollusca; Cephalopoda; Sepiida; Sepiidae. The record is from the annotation of a GenBank genome assembly.
AUGACAACAAACAUCCCAUUUUGUUCCUCCCUCUCUUCUUUCUUGUUUUCUGACUUUCCAUCGCCUGUAUUGAUAAAAUAUCUAUCUAUCUAUCUAUCUAUCUAUCUAUCUAUCUCUAAUCAUAUCUAUUUAAGUCUAUUCAUUAUCUAUCUAUCUAUCAAUCUAUGUUCUCUCUCUCUCUCUCUCUCUCUCUCUCUCUCUCUCUCUCUCUUUUUACAUUUGCAACGCCAGCUUUUUUCAAAUACUCAUCCAACUUUAAUCAUUUCUAUCUAUCUAUCUAUCUAUCUAUCUAUCACAGUCCGUUCUUAUCUAUCUAUUUCUAUCACAGUCUUCUAUUCAUUAUCUAUCUAUCUAUCUAUCUAUCUAUCUAUCUAUCUAUCUAUCUAUCUAUCACAGUCCGUUCUUAUCUAUCUAUUUCUACCACAGUCUGUGCUUAUCUAUCUAUCUAUCUAUCUAUCUAUCUAUCUAUCUAUCUAUCUAUCUAUCUCUGAUCAUAUUUAUUUAAGUCUAUUCAUUAUCUAUCUAUCUAUCUAUCUAUCUAUCUAUCUCAGUCCGUUCUUAUCUAUCUAUUUCUAUCACAGUCUGUGCCUAUCUAUCUAUCUAUCUAUCUAUCUAUCUAUCUAUCUAUCUAUCUAUCUAUCUAUCUGUACUUCGCGCCAACAUUUUUUUACGUUCUUCGCUUCCAUUUUUACUCAUUUCUUUCUUUCUUUCUUUCUUUCUUUCUUUCUUUCUUUCUUUCUUUCUUGUUUUUCAUUAAUGGAGCAAUGCCAACCCUAA